AUUAACUUAAUACUUUCUCUCCUGAUUAAUAUUUUCCUCUCUUCCCUUCUAGUCACCAUUGCAUUUUUUAUCCCACAAAUCAACAUCUAUGCAGAAAAAGUACAUGCUUACGAAUGUGGGUUUGAUCCUAUAGGCUCUGCCCGACUACCCUUUUCAAUAAAAUUCUUUCUAGUAGCAAUCACAUUUCUUUUAUUUGACCUGGAAAUUGCCCUCCUGCUACCCCUCCCUUGAGCCAUACAAUCACAAAACAUACACCAGAUAAUAUUUAUCUCCUUUUCCCUUCUCACUAUUUUAUCAUUAGGGCUUGCAUACGAAUGAAUACAAAACAGCCUAGAAUGAACAGAAUAA
Molecule: messenger RNA, 348 nt
Organism: Psammomys obesus (fat sand rat)
Lineage: Eukaryota; Metazoa; Chordata; Mammalia; Rodentia; Muridae
Source: the annotation of a RefSeq genome assembly